AUGUUUGGUGCAGGACGCCGCCGUCGUCAGAACCGUUCCUGUCCGAACAAGUACGACAGACAAGUCUCCAAUGCCUUGAAGCGUUCCGACCAGUUCAUCAUACAAAAACUUCUGAGAAGUGCCGAAUACAAUCGUACGAUUGCAUAUGAAGAUGAUUCCGGGUUUCCUACAGCUCCAGUGAAUGAUUUGUUCCCUUACUCGGCUUUCCUCGUCACAAGAGACGACGUGUGGCAUGUUGACAUCAUUGCCCUCGUGCCGACGGACUAUGGAAGACUCAGCAAGAUACAAAAGAAGACUGCCUGCUACGUUGACGUCAAAACGUUCACGUUUUCAACAACCAUCGCGUUCAAUAUCGUGGCUGAACACAUGGCACCACACUACAGUACCGCCUUCGUUUCUUGCCGUUACCCACCACGCGAAAAGUUUAUUCCAGUGAGGGUUGCAUUGGGGACAACGGGAACGAGGAAAGAUUUUGGAUGGUUGAGAGUGCAUAAUACCAACAAGACCAUGCGUAAUGACCAAAAGUCUCUACUCACCUUGUGUGUUGGACCUGUCUAUGGCGGCUAUAACAAACUGUCUCAGAUAGUAGAGUUCUUUGCCUAUUACAGCAUCAUGGGAGUCGAGCACUAUCGCGUCUAUCUCGGCAAUGCUUCCAGCGAAGUAGAGACACUUCUAAACGUUAUAAAGCUACGCGGAAAUUUGAGCGUCAGCUUUCAUUUGUGGAAUGUUGACACGAACAGCACGCGGGUCGCUCUUCAUGGGCAAAUGGCUGCCAUACAGGACUGUAUAUACCGAUCUAAAGAAUCCUCUGAAUACACCGUGCACGCCGACUUUGACGAGUAUCUUGUUCCGAGCAACAGUAGCACACUAGCAGAUUUGGUUAUCAAGUUUGAAAAAGCCACAGGGAGAGGCAAGUUGGCUAGCUUGGUUGCUCAAAAUUGGUUUUUCUGUUUCGAAUACCCGCCCGUUCAGUCCGCUCUUUGGCACACACCACUGAUGCUGAGUCGCGCACUUAUCGCUCGGGAGCGCACGCCGUGGGAGCCUAACAUACGCUCCAAGUACAUCGCCUCUACGAGCACAACUAUCGUGGGGGGCGUGCACCGUGUUGCAGAGGCGGCGAAUGGAAGCGUGCAUGUGCACUUGCCCGUGAAUAGCCUGGUUGUCAAUCACUACAGGCGGUGCUGUGGACUCGUCAACGAGAACGCCCAGCAAGCUCUGGUACCUGACGAGCCCGAACAGGCUGACAUCGUUCGGGACUAUGGCGUCUACAUGCUUGGGAUGCACAUGUUAACUUCACCUGUGAUGCAAGCCGUAGAAAAACUGGGGUAG
Rhipicephalus microplus (southern cattle tick) is the source of this 1329-nucleotide messenger RNA. RefSeq lists its product as uncharacterized. The record is from RefSeq and is a predicted model, not a curated record. Lineage: Eukaryota; Metazoa; Arthropoda; Arachnida; Ixodida; Ixodidae.